Nomascus leucogenys (northern white-cheeked gibbon) is the source of this 1376-nucleotide messenger RNA. It is a transcript of the gene SRFBP1, whose product is annotated as serum response factor binding protein 1. Gene Ontology annotation, cellular component: 90S preribosome; nucleus. The record is from RefSeq and is a predicted model, not a curated record. Lineage: Eukaryota; Metazoa; Chordata; Mammalia; Primates; Hylobatidae. Gene Ontology annotation, biological process: maturation of SSU-rRNA.
GGCGACGCAGCCGCGGUCUGAGAGACCCGGUUCACGUGUAGGCAGCGGCGGAUUAGAUUCCUUCAUCUACCAUGGCUCAGCCGGGAACUCUGAACCUCAAUAACGAGGUUGUGAAGAUGAGAAAAGAAGUGAAGAGAAUUCGAGUUUUAGUUAUCCGAAAACUUGUCAGGAGUGUUGGCCGACUGAAGUCAAAAAAGGGUACUGAAGAUGCACUGUUAAAAAACCAAAGACGGGUGCAACGAUUGCUUGAAGAAAUCCAUGCCAUGAAGGAAUUGAAACCUGAUAUAGUAACUAAAUCUGCUCUUGGUGAUGAUAUCAACUUUGAAAAAAUCUGCAAAAAGCCAGAUUCUACUGCAACUGAAAGAGCAAUUGCCAGACUAGCAGUACAUCCUCUUCUGAAGAAAAAGAUAGAUGUGCUAAAAGCUGCUGUCCAAGCCUUUAAAGAAGCAAGACAAAAUGUUGUUGAAGUUGAGUCAUCAAAGAAUGCUUCAGAGGACAAUCAUUCUAAGAAUACUUUGUAUUCAAAUGAUAAUGGAAGUAAUUUACAGCAUGAAGGAACUAUCAUCAGUGAGCAAAAAGUCAAAGAAACCAAAAUAUUGGCGAAGAAACCAAUACAUAAUUCAAAAGAAAAAAUAGCCAAGAUGGAACAUGGACCUAAAGCAGUGACUGUUGCAAAUUCUCCAUCAAAGCCUUCAGAAAAGGAUUCUGUAAUUUCCCUUGAGUCCCAGAAGACACCUGCUGACCCAAAACUGAAAACACUAAGUCAAACCAAAAAAAACAAAGGAUCUGAUAGCUCACUCUCUGGUAACAGUGAUGGUGGAGAAUUAUGUGAAGAGGAGAAGGAAUAUUUUGAUGAUAGCACAGAAGAAAGGUUUUACAAGCAGUCUUCCAUGUCUGAAGAUAGUGAUAGUGGUGACGACUUCUUCAUUGGGAAAGUCAGACAGACACGAAAGAAGGAAAGUUGUCAUUCUUCAGUUAAGGAACAAAAACCACUCGAAAAAGUGUUUCUUAAAGAAGAUCAAGGUGAAACUCAUGGGGAUACAAGAAAUGACAAAACCAAGCCAAGUACAGAAACCAGAAAGUUAGAAUCAGCGUUUUUCCACUCUUUAUCUGGAUCUAAAAGCUCUAGAAGAAAUUACAAAGAACAGGCUCCAAAAACAAGAUCCCUAGAUUUUCCACAGAAUGAGCCUCAGAUCAAGAAUCAGUUUAAUAAGAAGCUAUCAAGAAGACUUGAAAGUACAAAACAGCAAUUGCAGCUGCCUCUUCAUCCUUCAUGGGAAGCAAGCAGAAGGCGAAAAGAACAGCAAUCUAAUAUUGCUGUGUUUCAGGGGAAAAAAAUUACGUUUGAUGAUUGAUUAGUGCCUCUUUCUGCGAAC